GAACGAUGUGAGUGGAGCAGAGUAUAUGUUGUGUUAGAAUAACGAGAAUUUGGGCAUCGUGCGCGGUAAAACGUCUCCGGUUUAAAUAGCCAACACAGCGUGCGUUUGCAGCGGAAGUAUUUGGUGAGUCUGAUUGACCAGAAAUGUUAGGUGCAAUCGCAAAAGUUUCAUGCCGAAAGCUGCGCUUUUCGUCGAAACGUUGUUAGACUGUUAGACGAAAGUUUUCUUAAGCGAAGAAGAAAAAGAACGUAAGCGACGAUACUCGCUCGCCGUGGUCGCGCUUCUGUGUAUGUGUCUUCGCGGCGUACGAAUGUCAGUUGGUCCGUUCGUGUGCGUAUGUUUCGCCUAGAGAUUUUUGGCGCAUAUGUAUCGUGGAGGUGUGUGCGUGAAUCAAUUUAGUGCGUUUGGAUUUCAUUAAAGAACUACAAGCCACUCACAGUGUGUGCUUCUGUCGGGGUUUGUUGGAUGCUUUGGAAAGUUAGUACGUGUUGGAUGCGCCAAAAUCUCUUUGUGUUGUUUUGCGGCAAACCGUGUUGACAGGAUUGCGACAAUGAAACCUAGAUCGAGAGAAUCGCCGCCGCCUACUGUUACCAACAUUGGCUGCUAGGAGGGCCUGGCUCGGCCAAAGUGAAAAGAUACACAACCCCAGAUACGCUGUGACAAACUGCAACCCAAGAGGGCGCGAUCUGUCUCAGGCGCCGUCGGGCGAAAUUAAAGACAGCCGAAGAUGAUUAAAGGGCGCCGUGCACGCGCGGUCGGUGGAGGCUCGAAAAAAUCUGGCUCGAAUUCGGCCAAACCCUGCACCACCGUGCAUGAGGACACCGCCAGUCCCAAGCGUAAGGAUUUCAAGUACGAUCGUUCAAACAACGAGCAGCACACUGCAACGGGAGCGUCACUGGCAAACAAAUCUUCAGCCCUUUCGAACGAACCAAUGAUGCUGAGGGGUGGUAGACGCACGCAAACAUCAGACAUUUCACGCUAUUUGCAACCGACGGUGAAGUCCAAAAAUGUCCCAACUGUUCAACCAUUGGCAACGUCUAGAGCCAACGAUAGAUUUGUCGACAUCACGGACGAAAACACAUGCGAUGCCUUUGAUGCCCAACAUGGCGGGGACGACGACGACCUAUGCAUUACUGCCAUAUCGAACCCCAGCGACCACGAGAGCAAAUCAAACGGACCAAGGAAGAGCAAUAAUCACAACAACAACAACAACAUAUUCCUGCAGGAGCCUGUGCUCAGUUUGAAUUUUGAGAAAACACCAACCUCACCCACCCGGGCGUGCAUCAUAUUGCAAAGUUCCUCCUUCCUAGCAUCAGCGGAUCUGAAAAGCACUUUGUUCUCGUCAACAUCGCAACCAAAGAACGAUUGGCAUGGAAUCGUAACGUCGCCGAACUGCCAAACACGUGGUAGCAAUCCGGAUCAACCACAAACACCUAUCAAAAGCCUGGAGCACCCCUUCGCUUUGGACCUGUCGAAGCCUACGCAAGUAACGCAAAUCGAUUCGACCACUUCGACGGCGGAAAUGUGUCUGCAUCAGGAGGACAGCAACUCGUGUGACAGUGGCGACAGUGGUGUCGUGAUCUUGUCCGUCAGUGAUGCUAAUACGACGUCGUCGUCCUCUCCAGUGACUACGGGUACCAGGCCAGCGCAGUUUGGCGCAAAUGUAACAGAUAGUGUGGAAAAGCGCAAAAAACCAUCCACUCCCCAUCGGAUACUUUGUCCGUCACCCGUUAAAAAUGCCAUUGUAUGCCUUCCACUCGCGGGGGGAACUCUGGUCUCCCCAUUAGGCAAUAAUCAGAAAAGUCGCCGAGCAGGAUCAACCAAGUCCCGUAAGAGGUUAAAUGUUAAAAAUGCCGAGAAUACGCCAGGUAUUCAGCCGCUGACGAACGGAGAUCAGGCUGGCACCCUCAAUCCCGAAGGCCAUGGAGACAAUUCCGAUGCAAUGGCUCGUCAGCUAAUUGUCGUUCCGCUGCCAUCCAGAAAGCCAACUAUUGGUGGUAACAAGAAAAUUACCGAAUUCUAUCCCGUGCGACGUAGCGUAAGAAAAACGAAAAAGGAAGUUCAAGUUGAACGUGAUCGUGAUAUUGAACUUGCCAUCCGUGACGGGCGGGAAGAGGGUUUAAAGAUUGAGCAUUUUGAAGGAAAAGGCCGUGGCAUUGUAACUACGCGCAGCUUCAGCAAAGGCGAGUUCGUCGUAGAGUACAUUGGUGAUCUGAUAACUGUUGCCGAAGCGAAGCAGCGUGAGCAAAGUUAUGCCGAGGACGAUAACACUGGAUGUUACAUGUACUAUUUUAAACACAAAAACAUCCAACACUGCAUCGAUGCAACGGCCGAAAGUGGUAAACUAGGACGUCUGGUGAACCAUUCGCGGAAUGGCAACCUGUUGACCAAAACCGUCAGCAUUGACAAUCGGCCCCAUUUGGUGCUAAUAGCCAAAGAUGACAUUGAGAAAGGUGUGGAGGUAACCUAUGACUACGGCGACCGGUCCAAGGAAGCUCUACAGUACUAUCCCUGGUUAGCGCUGUAAUCUCGCCGCGAACGCCGCUCGCCGGAAUUCAACUAUAUGCUAGUAAAUAUUAUGGAACUUAGCGCCACCACGAGACGGAUUGGGGUCCAAGGCAAGGUGAACACUUAGUAGCAUGAAGCAGAGUAUCACUCUGCCAGUAUCGUUUCAGAUUAUGUUUGCUUGCUUUAUCCCACGAUCACCGACUGCAAAAGAUGUUGCUUCCCGGUGUAUACACGACUCGAACGAGGGUUAGCGGAUCACAGAAGAGAGUAUCGAGAACCGAGGUCCUUGUUCGUUCGUAUUAAAGCAAAAUCUUGCGUGUGUGUCGUUGUUUCCCCUGUUCUUUAUUGUUACAAUUUAGCGGCAGCAAUGUUGCCCUAGCCGUACUAUUUGGUAGUUGCCCUGAUCACCCUAGACCGAAGUUCGGACGAAAAGAAAGUGUGAAGAUAAUUAGGAAAAUUCAUACAUUAUGAGACGGUACAAAAGUCGCUUCUAUCGUGAAAAUUAAGCUUUUUGGUACGUUUGAAGAGAAAAUGGGAAUGAUGCAAAACAGAACCAUAAGUAGUUUAUUACGGGUGACGGUAGGCGAAAUAGAAGUGACAAGCUGCGCGGCUGAACAUGUUUAGGAUAAUGGCGCCGGGAAACGGUUAUUGUUAACCUUUACAAAAACUGCCGAAGGGAAUAGAACGUGGGAUACAGGUGAUAAGGUAGAGAAAGAGACUGGCACAUAGCACGAUAGCCUAGAACAAUAGACAACGGGCACUUAGUUAAUGUUGAAAUCGAUUUAUUUAUCCUUGUUUUCAUUUUUCUGUCUUGUCUGUCUCGUAUUUCUGUCGUCUAUAUUUAUUUUUGUGCUAUGAAAGUUUGCAUAACCCUCGAGAGGUGCACUAGUUUAA
Anopheles bellator is the source of this 3402-nucleotide messenger RNA. It is a transcript of the gene Set8, whose product is annotated as histone-lysine N-methyltransferase PR-Set7. Gene Ontology annotation, molecular function: histone H4K20 methyltransferase activity; protein binding. NCBI's taxonomy places the organism in Eukaryota, Metazoa, Arthropoda, Insecta, Diptera, Culicidae. Bases 728 to 2527 code for a protein of 599 amino acids. The record is from RefSeq and is a predicted model, not a curated record. The transcript is spliced from 5 exons.